Penicillium lagena is the source of this 201-nucleotide messenger RNA. RefSeq lists its product as uncharacterized. The transcript has a single exon. Bases 1 to 201 code for a protein of 66 amino acids. NCBI's taxonomy places the organism in Eukaryota, Fungi, Ascomycota, Eurotiomycetes, Eurotiales, Aspergillaceae. The record is from RefSeq and is a predicted model, not a curated record.
AUGGUUGCUGGCGUGGUUGGUAUCGAGGCACAUUCUGGCGCAAAUGCUCAAGUCUGUGAUGAAAAACCAACCAAAGACUCAAUCCAGCCGUUCUCUGCGUGGUGGAUGUUUGAAGAGCUAGAUGAGGCGGAAGUUGCCAAGAAAAAAGAGAAGGAAAUCACGGAGCAAGAGGCGUACUGGAAGGAUCUCAAAAGGAAAUAG